AUAUAGGGGAUCCCCCAGGGGAACUACCCUACAGGAAAAACAAUGAUUAUGUUUAGCUAUUUGCCUUUUCAUGGCUGCUAUUGGCUGCUAACUCUAGCUCUGGGGAAUUUCCUAAUAACUCCCAUUCUGGGUAGAGAUCGAGAGUCAGCAGUUAGCUAAGUGAAAUCACCUGAGUUGUUCUGUGACCAGUUGUUAAAAGCGUCAGCAUUUCUAUAGUCUAACGUCACAACUGCACAUUUGAGGGGUUUUGCUGAGAAAGAAAGAGAGGCCAACUACAGGAAAAUGGAGGACCUUACCAAGCCAAGGGCAGCUGUAGAUCAGAUUGUUUCACGACUGGAAACUCGUUUCAGGAACUUCAACAUUAGUGAGAUAGUGAAAGCUGGGUCUCUGGGACAUGGUACUGUUGUACCAGGCCACUAUGACAUUGACUUGGUUCUGUAUUCCAGAGAUAUCUCUGCUAGAGUUGUGUGCUCAUAUAAUGGCUUUGGCAACUGGACUUCACAACUCAAAGAGUUUAUAGAAAGGGAAUUUGGAAUUACGAGCUACACACCAGGAUAUAACAAUCGAUCGGUCCAAUUUAAGUGUUCAUACAAAGGAGUGAAUCUGAGUGUAGACCUAUUAGUCAGUCCUUUCUGGAGCAAUCCGAGGGAGUUCUAUCAGUUCCUAGAGUCUUUAUCCAGAGAGAGACGCGACAUAUUCACUGUUUGUGCCUCAAAAUGGCAAAUUGAAUUUUUUAAAAGAGUGGAUAGUCAGGCGAAAGAGUACAUCCGCAGAGCUAAAGCCUGGAGGAAUAAAUAUUUUGGUGCUGACGUGCCUGGGAGACCGUCAUCAUACCUGAUGUCUCUCCUGGUUGUGAAGGCCUAUGAAACUGCUAACAGGCGGUAUUAUGGAGCUGGACCCAGAGAGGUCACUACAGAACUAAUGUCAUUGGUGAAGACUCCUUUAUUCGAGUGAGUAUUUUACACCCCCUAUUAGUCACUCUUUCUUGUUUCUUUGAUCAGUGUCUAUUGGGAGGACUUUUAUAAGUUGGCAGAGUACAGCAAUCUCCUGCCAGCCCGUCCUCGUGUCGUUGAUCCUGCUAAUCCUGCCAACAAUGUGUGGGAGAGUGGAAUCAGAGGAGAUGCCUCAGUGCUUGUCAGCAUAAUCCACACUAUUGAUCUCUCCCAGGUCAACUAUUGAGUCAGACCAGAAGGAAUAACACCAGAAAACACUGUUAGGGAACUACUAAAAUAUACGUGUAUAAUUAUAGUGAUAGUUAUGCUCAUACUAAAAGCUCUCCUAAAGAAUGUAAACUUUUCACAUUCAUUAUACGGCUCC
Geodia barretti is the source of this 1317-nucleotide messenger RNA. Lineage: Eukaryota; Metazoa; Porifera; Demospongiae; Tetractinellida; Geodiidae. The record is from the annotation of a GenBank genome assembly.